UGGCAAAAUCUCAGCCUCUCUAUCAGUCUAGCUCUGAUGAGCCUUGGACAAUAAUUACUGUAUUUCAGCAAAUCAAAGAGCUCCGCUUCAGUUCCUGGGUGCAGGCAACCUAUGGCAGAAUAACGAUCUCUGCGUGAUUCCACCAUUUGAAGUCCAUUUACAGGGAUGGGCAGAGUAAUAUAUUCAAGAGUGCACUGAUAAGCUCAGAUGGAUUCAACAGGCCGCUGAGUAAAACGCUGGGAAGCUUUACGGUGUGCUGUUGAUUUUCCGAUACAGCCCGAUUCCUGACUUUACCAUGAAGAUCUCUGGGACUUCACUUGACCUGAGUGCAACAGACUAUGGGAUAACCCUGGACCCUACAUUCACCAUGCUGGAGUUUGACGGUCUACGUGUUCUCCCUGUGCAAACAGAGCCACUAAUAACAGGCCAUAUGCCUGCAUCAGUACCAGUGGCUGCGCCGCAGCAGAGCAGCAUGAAUCUCUGCGCUAUCUGCGCAGACAGAGCUACGGGGAAACAUUACGGUGCGUCCAGCUGCGAUGGCUGCAAGGGCUUCUUCAGAAGGAGUGUGCGCAAGAACCAUGCCUACACAUGCAGGUUCAGCAGGCAGUGUGUGGUGGACAAAGACAAAAGAAACCAAUGUCGAUACUGCAGACUUCGAAAGUGCUUCAGAGCUGGCAUGAGGAAAGAAGCUGUUCAGAAUGAGCGUGACCGUAUCAGCUGUCGUAGAGAAGGUCAAGGUGUUGGGACUCUCACCAUCGAUGUGCUGAUGCAGGCUGAGGCUUGCACUCAUCAGGCAGAGCAGAGGCUAACCAGCGACCUGAUGAGAGACGGCGUUGGUGGAGGGUUGAAUGCAAUGCUGUCAGAUUACCUCAUGUCCCACUCAGCGAACCCCUCCCAGAAUCCCAUGAGGGACAUCAAAACCAAGAAGAUAGCUGGCGUGAGUGAUGUGUGUGAAUCCAUGAAACAGCAGCUCCUCCUUCUAGUGGAAUGGGCAAAGCGCAUCCCUGAAUUCUGUGAGCUGUCGGUGGAUGACAGGGUGGCACUGUUAAGAGCUCACUCCGCUGAGCACCUCAUCUUAGGGGUGGCACGACGUUCACUUCCUUACAAUGACAUCAUCCUGCUGGGAAACGAUUUCAUUAUUCCUGUUCGAGGCACCGAGCAGGAGAUGUCCAAGGUAGCCACUCGUAUCCUGGAAGAGCUGGUGAGACCUCUGAAAGAGCUGAACAUCACAGACACUGAAUUUGUCUGUCUCAAAACCAUCGUCUUCUUUGCCCCAGACUGUCCUGGACUGCAGUGCACUCAGGCAGUGCGCCGACUGCGAUUCCAGGCCCAGGUGCUGCUGGAUGAGGCCACGAGCGAGCAGCGAGGCCGGUUUGGGGAGCUGUUGUUGUUGCUGACCACACUCCAGAGUGUGGCCUGGCAGAUGGUGGAGCAGCUGCAGCUGAUGCGUCUCCUGGGCAAAGCCAAUGUGGACAACCUGCUGAUGGAGAUGCUCCUGGGAGAAGAAGCUUCCAGAGGAUCUGAAGCACUGCCUGCAUCAGAGUCAAAUCCUGAGCCACUUAUAUUCACCGCAGCUACAGAGUCUGUCCUCUCCAGAGGAAUACUGACGGAGCAUAUCCCAAUGCCUAACUUCACAUCCGUGAUCCUUCCUGUACCCUCCUCUCUGUCUGAGGAUCCCCUGCUAUCCACACACACCGGACCGGAAGUCUUCACACAUGGACAAGCAGCAGACAUGCCGAGAGAAAUGUCCAACAGUCUCACCAUGCCCACUGUCCACACGUGCCUUUAACCACAUUUACAGUAUAAAGGGCCUCAGUUAAACAGACAUAAAUAACUUUAUAUACUAAAGACUGCUGCUGAUAGACACACAGACACUAAAAUUAAAGAUGAGGAGUCCUUGUAUUUUAAUAUAGUGAAUAAUGAUUAAUAAUAGUGUUAAAAUCUAACAGUUUUAAAAUUUUAAUGUGAGUGAAAAAUUAACAGACAAUAAAAAGCCUCCAAGGAGUACAUAAAUAUUUUGUUUUGAGAACACUGGUAAAUGAUUGUCUAAUUUAUUGGAUGGUGACAUGGCAGAGCGCAUGCAUAACCAUUACAGUUCAACAGCUCUCAUGGGUUCAUGGUUCAAUCAGAUACCAGAUGUCAAACACGUGAGGGUUGGUCUGCCGGAAUUUUUUUUUUUUUUUUUUUUUUUUACUUGAAAAUAUGAGGAUUUUCUCUAGGCCUUAAAUAUAAUUGUUUUGUUAUGUAAUACAUUGUAAAAAUAUUUUUGAAGUUGUAAAUAAAACAGAUUAUUGAAGUAGA
Messenger RNA from Cyprinus carpio (common carp), 2301 nucleotides. Its product is annotated as hepatocyte nuclear factor 4-beta-like. The transcript is spliced from 11 exons. Gene Ontology annotation, molecular function: RNA polymerase II cis-regulatory region sequence-specific DNA binding; nuclear receptor activity; zinc ion binding. NCBI's taxonomy places the organism in Eukaryota, Metazoa, Chordata, Actinopteri, Cypriniformes, Cyprinidae. Bases 296 to 1789 code for a protein of 497 amino acids. The record is from RefSeq and is a predicted model, not a curated record. Gene Ontology annotation, biological process: anatomical structure development; positive regulation of transcription by RNA polymerase II; cell differentiation.